Messenger RNA from Ostertagia ostertagi, 657 nucleotides. Lineage: Eukaryota; Metazoa; Nematoda; Chromadorea; Rhabditida; Trichostrongylidae. The record is from the annotation of a GenBank genome assembly.
AUGGCUAGGGCAUGCAGAUCGAGGAGGACUAAUCUAAAAGUCUCCCGCCGGGUUAACUGGUGUGCGGAGCCCAGCACCUCCGACCUUGACGAGAUGGACAGUGGUGAGAAUAACAUUGAUAGAGUGAGUCAUAAGGAACGUCAAGGUCGUAGAGAAGAGCUGGCAAAGUGGAGGCAUCAGGCCGAGAGGUCCAGAAGGACCCAAGGUUUGAAGGUCGGACGAUCCGCCAAGAGGCGUCGAUCGGGAGGCCCGUCGUUGUGCCAGAAAGUGGAGCCAGCUUCUAUGCUGAGCAUAAAUAUCCACGGCACCGACAUAGCGUGUGAAUUGGAUACCGGAGCCUCGGUAUCGAUAUUGGAUGUGUCAUCAUGGAAGAAAAUAGGCAAGCCUCCACUCACGGAGCCCACAAUAGAGGCCACAGCCUACAAUAAUAGCCCAAUUCCAGUUUUGUGGCAAGUGCACAGUGUGGGUCAGUUCAAUGGUAGGCAAGCGAAAAUGGACCUGCAUGUAGUGGAAGGAGCCACUCGUACUUUAUGCGGAAGGGAUAUGAUCAGAGCCCUGGAAAUCGAUUGUGGCCCCCAUUAUCAGAGUAUACAUGAAAUGCAGGAUAAACCCCUGCUGAUGGUGGGAGUAGAAGCUCACCAGGAUUUUACAGGAUAA